AGCAGAGUUUGAUAGAUCAGCAGAGGAAACAGAUGCUGUUCCUGUCCCUACAGAGAUGGUUGGUGGUCGCUUCCGUUGCCUGAGCUGCUUCGCAUACGCUGCUGUGCUGCUUCUUGGGGUCUGCGUCCUCAAUGCUGAGGCUUCCACUUGUGUUCACAUCAUUCAUAAAAAAGUUGGAGACACUGCGGUUCUUCCAUCAUGUUUAAAUGAACCAACUGAAAAUGUUAACUUCAAAUUUUGGAAAUAUGGAGAAAAAACUAUUAUAAAAAAAGGUCAAAAUGUAACACAUCUCAACUUCAUGGGUAGAACAGACCUAAACCCCAAAGACUUUAGUUUAACAGUGAGAAAACUGACUCGUCAAGAUUCUGGUGAUUUCAGUUUUCUCUCAGAGGUGAAUAAGAAACAAAGACCAACAGUCACCAUCACUCUGCAAGUUCAUGAGCCCAUAACUAAGCAGCCUGACCUGAUGAUCAAUUCCACUUGGGUUGCUUCAAAUAAAUCCUGUACCAUUUUUCUGGAGUGCAGUUCAGUCUCUGACAUUGGUGUCACCUACACGUUGGCUGUGAGGAACCAAACCCAAAGUGGCUCCAAGCUGCAGUACAACUUCAGUCCAGAGGAGGGAGAAACCACAUUUACCUGUACAGUAUCUAACACUGUUAGUGGGAUGUCGGCAUCCAAAACAGUGAAGUGCAGCAACGGUAUGUCUCAGCAAUCAGGACAAUAUUAUGUGCAAAGAUGUGAUUAGUCGAACCUCGGAUUCAGGAGGAACAAUGCGGUUUUCGUCCUGGCCGUGGAACAUUCAA
Monopterus albus (swamp eel) is the source of this 803-nucleotide messenger RNA. RefSeq lists its product as uncharacterized. The coding region runs from base 56 to 745 and encodes 229 amino acids. Gene Ontology annotation, cellular component: membrane. The record is from RefSeq and is a predicted model, not a curated record. The transcript has 3 exons. NCBI's taxonomy places the organism in Eukaryota, Metazoa, Chordata, Actinopteri, Synbranchiformes, Synbranchidae.